UUUAUUUAAAGAAUGGCCGCGGGUGUUUUUUUGUAUUGUAUUGUAAACAAAAAUAGCCCAUGAAAUAACUUUCUCAACGUUUGAUGAUUCUAUUUUGCAUUGCGUUUUAAUUUACGCAAAUAAAUCAUGUAAAGUAUAUUUGAAGUUUUACGAAUGACCUUGUGGUACUCUCGGCGUUUUACUGUGUUGGUUUUGUAGGGUUUAAGGGUAUUUCUAAAAACUAAAAAGGACAUAAUUAUAAAUUUGUUGGUUUUAGAUCUCGCAGAUAGAUUGAAUUGAAUUGAAUUGAAUUGAAUUCUCCUGAACUGUAUAAUAUCCUUUGCUAACACACUCCCAUCUAAAUUAUUCUAUUUUACGAAAGUUAUUAUGACUAGUGAGUUUUUCCCCUUCCCUGUUCUCUCUAAAAAUUUUAUACAUGAAAUUUUCCUCCUGUUCUUAGUUUUCCCUUGCUCUACCUUGUAACCAAGCUUUUCCUAUACUCCCACCCCAUGCAUCUUGUUUAAUUAUCACGCUCCAGAUGCGAUUUUAAAUCCUGACUUUUUCCACAUCGUUUUUAAUAGCAAAGCUGUGCAACUACUUUCAGGAGCGCCAGCGCAGAAUGCUUUCUCUACCUGCAGCGUUUUAUUUAAAUAGUACCAGCUGGCAGAUGAAUGUGCCCUGUCAUCCUUUGCCCGUGUUCCUGGAAGUACAAUGGUGCAGACUGGCAUUUAAAGAUAAAAUAUUCAAAAUAUAUAUAUAUAUUUUGCAGAAUUAGAUAACCAAGACUACAGCAGGGUAAAACCUUGCCUUUCAUUUCCCAAAUGCUAUGUUUGAGUUUCUUUAAUACUUUAUGAUUCUUACAUUGGCUUUGCAAUAUUGUAAAAAUAUUAUUACUCGAAAACACUUACUUACUUACAUUAAUGGUUGUUAAGAAUUUAUUUUUACAUAUAUUUUUUUCCACAGAAACAUUGAUUUUCUAGGAAAUUCAUUAUCAUAAAGUGUUAACAUCUAUAAAUAUGCACAGAAAUUAUUUUUUUUCUCAGGAGGUUAGAUUUUCACACAUUGAGGUGAUCAUACUGAAAGUAUAAGGUUGGUUAGAUCAAUGAAAUUUAAAAUACUGUGAAAUUGUGAAACACUAUUAUUGCUCAUGAAAUGACAAUUUUUUUUCCAAGUACUAGAUUCAUCCCCAUGCUGUGAAAUUUUUAAUCCUGUUGAAGUUUAAAACUACUAUUUUGCAGGAUAAACAAAGAUAAUUAUUAGUACUCAAAAAUACAUGUUCAGAAUUUUGUUUCUACAGAAAAGCUGCAGCUCUGAAGUAUUACAGCAGCAUUUUUUCCAGUCUUUUGUCACUCCACCUGUCGGUGUGUAACAUUGCAGGAAAGUGCCUUACCCAAUUUUUCUUUAAGUUUUUAUGAAUAAUAUGUUUUAACAGUAAUACAGUAUGUACGUUGUUUAAAUAAUUAUCAGGCAUCAUAACUUAAAAUACAUGGUCUGUCAAAUUCUUUAAUUAAAUCCUGUGGUAAAUAUAUAUUACAACCUCUCAAAAUCAUAAUAAAUCAAUCUUUUGAACAAGGAUGCUUUCCUGAUAGGCUAAAAGUUGCUAAAGUAUUACCAAUAUUUAAAAAGGGAGAUAAAUAUAAAUUACAAAACUAUAGACCUAUUAGCAUACCUACUACCAGUUUUUUUUUUUUUUCAAAAAUUUUUGAACGGACACCUACUAACUCAAUUCCUAGAAAAUAACAGAAUAAUUUGCAAAGAACAAAAUGGAUUUCAAAAAAACAAAUCUACAGUGACUGCAGUUUUUCAACUGACAAAGUCAAUAAUAGAAGCACUCGAUCAAGGUGAACAAGCCUAUGGCAUCUUUUGUGACCUUUCAAAAGCCUUUGAUCUUGUUGACCAUAUUAUACUUUUGCAAAAACUUAGUAAUAUAGGUAUUAAAGACAUGGCCCUAAAACUUUUCAAGUCCUAUCUUAGUAACAGAAGGCAAAUCGUAGAAAUAAACAAUAAUGGUACAAAAACUCUAUCAAACUUGGAACUUAUAAAGACUGGGAUCCCUCAAGGAAGUAUAUUAGGACCACUUCUAUUCCUUACCUACAUAAAUGAUCUGCCAGAUAAUAUUAAAUUAGGGAACUUAACUUUGUUUGCAGAUGACACUAGUAUCAUAUUAAGAGAAAGUAAUACAACUACACUUAGGCAAAUUUCAGAAACUGCAUUAUCAACAUUAGAAAAAUGGUUUCGUAUUAAUAGAUUAAUACUUAAUGUAGAUAAAACCCAAUUUAUACAAUUUAACAAACUAAACAAAUCCAAAGAACAAAUCAUUCAAAAAUAUAACUCUAAGCCAAUCAAAGAAGCAAUUGCAGUAAAGUUCCUAGGAUUAAAUUAGGAUCGAAGACUAUCUUGGUCUGAACACACAAAACAAACUUGAAGGCAAACUAUCUUCUAUCUGCUAUUUACUGAGAGCCUUGCGAUUGAUUUUGGAUCCUAAAACAUUAAAAAUGACAUAUUUUGCAUAUUUUCAUUCUGUGAUGAUAUAUGGUAUCAAAUUCUGGGGAAAUUCUACAAACAGUUAUAACAUUUUCCAAUUACAAAAAAAGCAAUACGUACGUAUCCUCUCUGGGAUUAAUUGUAGAACUUCCUGUAGACCCUACUUUAAAACUCAUCAAACUGAAACAUUUUAUACAGAAUACGCCAUUCAAACACUCAAAUUGAUUAAACGAAAUCUGAAUAACUAUAACAAAAAUGAAGACACACACACAGUAGCGGAUCCAGAGGGGGGGCUAAGGGGCUCAAGCCCCCUCCAAAAGCAUCUGGGUCCACUAUUGUUUUAGUAUUUGCCUUGAUAAAGUCUAGCCCUAGCAGGGUCAAGCCCCCCCCCCCCCCCCAAACCAAAAUUCUGGAUCCGCCACUGCACACACACAAUACAAGAAAUGCACACAAAUUGAGGAUAAUUCAACAUAACAGCUCACUCUUUAGAAAAAGUCUAUUCCACUCUGGUCAUGUAUAACAAUUUACCUAAACAACUUACUUCUGAAAUAGAUAUACAUAAAUUUAACAAUAAAAUACAUUUUUGAAAACCAGUAUCUAUAUAGUGUACAAGAAAUUGAAGAAUAUAUCUUCAGCCUUUGUAAGUAGGCUUGGACCAUGUUUCCUGAUGGCUGCUAACAGAAGUGAAGUAUUAGCCAGUAUAAGCAGUGCAAGAAUUAUAAACUCUUAGUAAUUUUUAUUUCAAACUUGUCUGAAAACAGUCAUGUCGGAUAUCGUUCUCAGUAAAUUACUGUCGGGAAUCCUGCGGCACCGAGCGGAGAAGGAAGGUCUGGAAAUCAGCGAGGAAGGUUUCGUGGACGUUUCGACGCUUCUGCAGCACAGAUCGUUUUGUGGUAGGUUCGUUGUGGAUGAUAUCAAACGGGUUGUGGCAGAAAAUGACAAGCAGAGAUUUACCCUCGUAGAAGAUGCCUCCACAGGAAAACUACGAAUAAGAGCCAACCAGGGACACUCCAUUAAGGCGGUGUGCAGCCUGGAGCUGGUGCCGAUCCUCCGCGGGUCGGAGGCACCGGUGGCCAUCCACGGCACCUUCUCCAGGAGCUGGGACGCGAUCCGUCGCGAGGGGCUGCACCGCAGGGACCGGCUGCACGUCCACCUGAGCCCGGGCGAGCCGGGGCAGGCGGGUGUCGUCAGCGGGAUGAGGCGCUCCUGCGAGCUGUACGUCUAUGUCGACGUGGGCAGGGCUCUGGCAGAUGGUUUGAAGUUCUAUCGGUCCGUCAACAACGUCAUCCUGAGCCCCGGCGACGACCAGGGCUACAUCAGGCCAAAGUACUUCAGCAAAGUUGUGCAAGUGUCGCCAAGGAAAAUAAUAAUGAGUCAAGAUGAUAAAGAUACGUAAAUUAAUGUGACGAAAGACGGCUUCAAAAUUGAACGUCAGUAUGGUUUUUGUGCAUGUAGUGUACUUUGAUGAUUUUAAGAUAAUGCAGGAAGUUGAAGACACCUUAAUGAAAUCUCUUUCGAAUCUCAGUUAUUUAAUGAAAAAAUAAGAAUAUAUAUAUAUCUUUUUUUUUUUACUUAUUUGUGUUUGUACAGCAAUGAAGUUGAACUUUUUUUGUUGGUUCUUAAAUAUUACUAUCUAAAGUGAAGAACUAAAUAAGUUUUUCAAAUGAAAAUAAUACUUUGUAUACUAUAUGCUUUAAACUGUAGAUAAAGUAUUUUAGAAUUUUCAA
Messenger RNA from Bacillus rossius redtenbacheri, 4190 nucleotides. Its product is annotated as tRNA 2'-phosphotransferase 1. Lineage: Eukaryota; Metazoa; Arthropoda; Insecta; Phasmatodea; Bacillidae. The record is from RefSeq and is a predicted model, not a curated record. Gene Ontology annotation, molecular function: tRNA 2'-phosphotransferase activity. The transcript has 5 exons. Bases 3227 to 3859 code for a protein of 210 amino acids. Gene Ontology annotation, biological process: tRNA splicing, via endonucleolytic cleavage and ligation.